Molecule: messenger RNA, 1730 nt
Organism: Myripristis murdjan (pinecone soldierfish)
Lineage: Eukaryota; Metazoa; Chordata; Actinopteri; Holocentriformes; Holocentridae
Gene: grwd1
Product: glutamate-rich WD repeat containing 1
Exons: 7
Coding region: 9-1415 (468 amino acids)
Biological process (GO): ribosome biogenesis
Cellular component (GO): nucleolus
Molecular function (GO): protein binding
Source: RefSeq, a predicted model, not a curated record
CAGCGCGCAUGAUGUGUAAACCACGUGGCGAAUACACCGGAAGUAAGCAAACUUGCGCCUCUCUCAACAUGUCUGCGCCCGGGGAAGACACGUUUCCCACCGACGAUGGGGAGAUGGAGGAGAUGGACGACGGUGGCAGCGAGGAGGAAGAAAUGGAGGAAGAAGAAGGGGAGAAGAAAGUGUAUGUACCCGGGAUAGAGCCACUCCAGCCGGGAGAGGAGCUGGAGAUGGACCGCUCGGCUUACCGCAUGUACCACGAGUGUCAAACAGGUGCUCCGUGUUUGAGCUUCGACGUCAUGAGAGAUGGGGAUGGAGAAGGCAGGGAGCAGUUCCCCCUGUCCAUGGUGGUCUGUGCUGGCACUCAGGCGGACACUGCUCUCAGCAACAGGCUUCUUGUUAUGCGCAUGCAUAACCUUUACGGAACAGGGGCAGAGAAAGAGGAGAAAGAUGCCGAAGAAGAGAGUGAAGAAGAGAGUGAGGAUGAGGAGGAUGAAGAUAAGAAGCCACAGAUGGAGCUGGCCAUGAUGCCUCAUUAUGGAGGGAUUAACAGAGUCAGAGUGACCCAGCGUGCAGAGCAGUCAUUGGCUGCUGUCUGGUCAGAGAAGGGACAGGUAGAAAUAUUUGAUCUGCGAACACAGACGGAGGCCGUCCACAGUUCUGCUGCUAUGGCAACUUUCAUCAAACAGGAGAAAGAAGCAACGCCCCUCUUCAGUUUCUCAGGCCACAUGACGGAAGGCUUCGCAAUCGAUUGGUCGCCUAAAGUACCGGGUCGUCUGGUCAGUGGUGACUGCAAGAAGAACAUCCAUGUGUGGGAGCCGCGGGAGGGAGGGACGUCAUGGCAGAUCGACCAGCGGCCUUUCAGCUCCCACAGCAAGUCUGUGGAGGAUCUGCAGUGGUCACCUACUGAAGCCACAGUUUUUGCAUCCUGUUCAGUGGAUCAGUCGAUCCGUAUCUGGGAUAUUCGCGCCCCACCUAAUUCCAUGCUUUCAGCUAAUGAGGCACACACAUCAGAUGUCAAUGUCAUCAGCUGGAACAAGAGUGAACCAUUCCUCUUGUCAGGAGGGGACGACGGGCUCCUAAAAGUAUGGGACCUUCGGCAGUUUCAGUCGGGACGGCCAGUGGCUAACUUCAAGCAGCACAGCGCUCCCAUCACGUCGGUGGAGUGGAACCCUGUGGACUCCAGCGUGUUCGCCGCCUCGGGAGCAGACGAUGUCAUCAGCCAAUGGGAUCUCUCCGUGGAGUCAUCUGAUGUGGGCGCGAGGGUCGAGGGGGUGAAGGACCUGCCACCCCAGCUGCUGUUCCUGCACCAGGGUCAGUCAGAGAUCAAGGAGAUCCACUGGCACCCACAGAUGCCUGGUGUACUGAUCUCCACCGCCCUGUCAGGAUUCAACUUGUUCAGGACAAUAUCUGUCUAGUGUGUGUGUGUGUGUGUGUGUGUGUGUGUGUGUGUGUGUGUGUGUGUGUGUGUGAGAGAGAGAAACAGACAACUAUGUCAGUGUACAUGAGUGUAUAUUUGGCGUGUAUGUGUAAUGAGUAGUAAUUAGUGUGUAUAUAUAUAUUUUCAUCUGAAAACAGUAGGUAAUUUUUCUUAUAACAAUCGUUAAUUAACAUAGUCUUCAUUUGGAUGAGUUAUAACCUCUACUGAUCUUUCAAUCUGUAUGAUUUACAGAUGUUGGAACUACUUUAUGCAUUUGUAAUUGCAUGCUUAAAAUAAAACUAUUUUCAAACUA